CAAAAGUAGUGUUUUCAGUAUAGCACUAGAAUAAGAAAAAUAGACAAGAACUCAAAGCUAUAAAUUAUAUGUAUAGGAGCAUUGUAAAGAUUUAUCUUUAAGUUAAAUUUCAAAAAUAUUUUCACAUACUUUCAUCAGUUUUCAUAGAGCAGACAAUUGUUUUUAUAGAUAAUUGAGUUUAAUAUGUGAAUUGUUAUUUUUAGUAUUGAAUAUAAUAUUACAUAGUAUAUGUUGAGUCCUUCAGCUGAACCCCAGUGAUGUCAUUUGCUCCUUACUAGAGGCCUUGUUUAUCAGAUAUUGUGGCAACUAUUCAGACUACUUUAAUUUGUGAACUGUAAAUUUCCAUGCAUUCACUCACCAUGGAUUUCUGGCUACCUAAUGGACAGACAGGUGUAAUGUCUUUGCUGAGAACUCUUCUUCUGGAUGUGGUCCCAACAAUUCAACAGACUGCUGCUUUGGCUCUUGGGAGACUGGCCAAUUAUAAUGAUGACCUAGCAGAAGCUGUUGUGAAGUGUGACAUUCUUCCACAGCUUGUUUAUUCAUUGGCAGAACAGAAUCGCUUCUACAAGAAAGCAGCUGCCUUUGUGUUACGAGCGGUUGGUAAACAUUCUCCCCAGCUAGCUCAGGCAAUAGUUGAUUGUGGAGCACUGGAUACACUGGUCAUAUGCUUGGAAGAUUUUGACCCUGGAGUCAAGGAGGCUGCAGCCUGGGCACUUAGAUAUAUUGCAAGACAUAAUGCAGAACUGUCACAAGCUGUGGUGGAUGCGGGAGCUGUUCCUCUUUUAGUACUCUGUAUCCAGGAGCCAGAAAUUGCUUUGAAAAGGAUUGCUGCUUCAGCCCUCAGUGAUAUUGCAAAGCAUUCUCCAGAGUUAGCACAGACAGUAGUGGAUGCAGGAGCUGUUGCUCACUUAGCCCAGAUGCUCCUGAACCCUGAUGCUAAAUUGAAGCAUCAGAUCCUUUCAGCUCUCAGUCAGGUUUCGAAACAUUCCGUGGAUCUGGCAGAAAUGGUUGUUGAAGCAGAGAUUUUUCCAGUUGUACUUACCUGUCUGAAGGACAAGGAUGAAUACGUGAAGAAAAAUGCUUCUACUUUAAUUAGAGAGAUUGCAAAACAUACACCCGAGCUUUCACAGCUGGUAGUUAACGCAGGAGGGGUUGCUGCCGUGAUUGACUGCAUUGGGUCCUGCAAAGGGAACACACGGCUGCCUGGCAUCAUGAUGCUUGGUUACGUAGCAGCUCAUUCUGAGAACCUAGCAAUGGCGGUCAUCAUUUCUAAGGGUGUACCCCAGUUGUCAGUCUGCUUGUCAGAAGAACCAGAAGAUCAUAUUAAGGCUGCAGCUGCUUGGGCCUUAGGACAGAUCGGAAGACACACUCCUGAACACGCACGGGCUGUUGCAGUCACAAAUACUUUGCCAGUUCUGCUUUCUUUGUACAUGUCAACAGAAAGUUCUGAGGAUCUCCAAGUAAAAAGUAAAAAAGCCAUAAAGAGUAUCCUGCAAAAAUGCACUUACUUACCAGCCCUUGAACCAUUUCUAUAUGAUGCUCCUCCCAAUAUUCUGAAGCAUGUGGUUGGACAGUUCAGUAAGGUGCUGCCGCAUGAUAGCAAAGCUCGACGACUUUUCGUAACAAGUGGUGGCCUUAAAAAAGUUCAAGAGAUAAAAGCAGAACCUGGUUCUCUCCUUCAAGAAUACAUCAACAGUAUUAACAAUUGUUACCCAGAGGAAAUAGUGAGGUAUUAUUCCCCUGGAUAUUCAGAUACACUUCUGCAGAGGGUGGACAGCUAUCAACCACUUAAUAACUAAGCAAAGUUAUAUUUUGAUACUCAAAUUCACAGCAGAGUAGUUAUGAGUAACAGUAAUUAAAUCUUCCUAAAUAUUUGAACUAAGUAUAUUCUAGAUUUAUUUAAUGGGAAAUACCUUUAGAUAAUAUUUUCUAAAUUUAUAUAAUACUUUAAACAUUAGUAGCUUGAAUAUAUGAAGAACUAUUCCUGGUCAUUCGCAUGCAUAGGACUUGCUCUAAAAGUAGAUUUUAAAAACACGUUAAAGGGUUUUAAGGCAUUUAUUACAUGCAGACACCUCCGAUGAGAUACAGAUAAGAGAUGGCAUUCAAAAACCCUAAAUUAUUCUAGCCAAUUCGUCAUAGACAUAGGCAAGGAAAGCUGGCCUUGCUAACUAUAUAGUAGGAUACAGAAGAGAUAUCUUUGAAAGAGGAAACUGAUGACAUAUACAGGGCACUUGAAGGAGACUCUGAUGCUAGUUACAUGAGUGUAUUAACUUAAGACACAGACUGUGUGGGUAACCUGUUAGGUUUUGCCAAGUUUAGGAAGAAUUUACUCCUCUUUAUCACAAGUUUUCCAAAAUCCCUUCCCCACCCUAUCUAAAGUGUUCCUUACCUUUCAUGGGGCCAGUGAGGGUAGAAUUCAGAAUAAAGAGUUAUACUCCUGUAUACAUGCUCUCCUUCUCAUUGAAAGGUUUCUUAGUCUAGCUCUGCUCAUGAAUAAACAAAGAAGCAGGCAUGUAAAAUGGAUCCUUGUCCUAGCUUCACUUUCCCAAGUUUCAAAAGUCACAUUUUCAGGUAUUUAAGGAAUAAUUUGAAGAUAAUACCAUCAGGCUCAGACUUCAACAUGCAUUUUCACUUAGGAAGCGGUAAACGGGUGAAAGAGGGUUUCAAUAAAAUUUUAAAUAAAAACAGCA
Chlorocebus sabaeus (green monkey) is the source of this 2690-nucleotide messenger RNA. Lineage: Eukaryota; Metazoa; Chordata; Mammalia; Primates; Cercopithecidae. The record is from RefSeq and is a predicted model, not a curated record.